CCUGGGAAAUGGAUAAGAAAAGUUAGGGAGACCCGGAUGAGGGGUCUAAAAACAAAUCUCAUCUAGAAACGGAAAAGCAAACCAUCUGACCAUGAGGGGCCGUGUGGUGCUCUCAUGUGGAAAACAGGACAAGCGUCGGGAAACAAGAUGGCGCGAUGGUUGUCGCCUCCUGUCUACUCUAGUGGUCCGGAAAUGCCUAUAGAGGUAAGGGAUGGGGUAUCUGUUGUUGUCCCGGAAGAAGGGACGUGGACCGACCUAGAACCGGCGUAUGAAACAGUGAUGUUGGACGAGAAGGACGUGUUCCUCUGGAUAGAGACAAUCUGGACUAAGGUCAUCCUGACGAGACUUUCACCUAGCCUGAUGGACUUAGAAUUCCGGGGAACAGUGGAAGCUCGAGGAUGGGUCUACCUAUCACAGGAAUUGGAGAAUGCAAUGGUAGUGGGACUAGUAUUGGGCACGGCACCGGACCAGCUGUUUAGGCAAGCGGAACGGGAAGUGGUAUGGGCAGCAUGUCAGCGGGCAGAAAUGGAGAUGGAAAGGAUGGAGGUGCGAGUGGAACUCGGGGACCGGAAAAAUAUGAGACGUCCUCUUAGGACAAUGAGGCUAGGUAAAGAAAUGACGACUGAGGAAGGGAUCGAUGACCAGCAGAGCGGAGGGAAUCAGGGCACGAAUGGGGAUGGGGAACGAAACGAGGGAUCAACCAGGGAUCGAGAGUCAGCCAAACUGGAAGGAACCCGAGAAGACGGAAAGGACGCCUCAAUUGGAGAAAGCUCGGGGAAAGCUGGGGGUAGCAAAAGGGGACCUCAGGAAAACAGGGAAGGGGGAAACGAUAUGAGAACAAGCCCUCGGAACUCAGCAGGAGCCACCCCUAAAAAGACAAAAGUCUCGGAUGCCAGCCGUAAAUUGGCAGAGAUAGAAAAGCAGACUGCAGAAUUUAAGGCAAGGCUUAUCGAGCAGAUGAUGGCCGAGGAUGAGGAGGAUCCCCAGGGCGCAGGGUCACGUGAGGGACGCAGGACCGGUCAGGACGAGUCCAGGUAUGAGGAGAAGGAUAAUAGUCACAAAGGAACACCUAGCAAGAAGGGGAAGGACAAGAACGCCCCCCCGGCGGAGGGGACAAAAAAUGCUAUGACCCCGCCUGCUAUCGACAGUGACACUCGUCGACUGCCAGCCACGCCGAAAGUAACAAGGGCGUGCGACGGACUCUGGAGCCAUAGGGAAAGGGUGCUAGGAUGGUUUGACCCAGAAGGAACGCCGAAAACCAGGGAGAAGCAGAGGGAAAGCAAGGAAGGGGAAAAGACUAGUGCUGCUGAAGUAGCAGGUAGCUCCGAAGGUGGUCUCAAGAGGAUAGUCGUCACCCUCACCGAGGCACUAAACAAGAACCAGGGGUAUCUCGCAGAUGCAAAGAAGAAACUCACGUUUGAUAGAGCAAACAUUACUGAGUUUCUAAUAGACUAUGAGAACCUAGCAGCCUUACUGAAAUGGAUAGAAGAGGAAAAGAUGGAUCACCUAGAUACCAUGAAAAUAGGAGUGGAAGGGUUCCUAACACCGGAAGAAACUCAGUUGAUAAGAAAGGCAUGUCAGGAGUUUCAUUUAGCUUUCGCCUUCAACGAUCAUCAGAAAGGGCGAUUGGACGCAAAGUUAGUUCCCCCUGUCAGGAUCCACACCGUACAACACGAGUGUUGCAAUGAUAAAGGGUCCGCCUAUGAGUUUGGGAUAGCAGCGGAGAUCACCGACCUGCGUAGAGUCAAGAUAGAUUCUUUCGUGGCUGAACCCACCGCAUCCCCCUACGCGAACAAGUGGUUCGUGUUCAGGAAGCCCAAUAAGACACUCAGGUGGAUCCAGGACCUGCAGAAGCUCAAUACGGUAACAAUUAGGGAUACGGGCUCGCUUCCACAGGCCGACCUGUUGGCAGAAUCUCAUGCGGGGCGGAACAUCUACUCCCUGAUAGACCUGUACUCAGGAUACGACCAGUUGCCACUUGAUGCAAGGGAUAGGCCGUAUACCGCAAUGCACACCCCCGUAGGACAACUGCAGAUGCUGGUGACCCCUAUGGGUUUUACAAAUGCGGUAGCAGAGGCGCAGAGGAGGAUGUUCGCCGUCGCAGGGGAUAUGUUUCCGGAAAAGUGUGAACCGUACAUAGAUGAUAAUCCCGUGAAAGGCGCAAGGUACAAGGACGAGACGGAGGUCGAGCCGGGUGUACGGAAGUUUGUUUGGGACCACCUGCAAGAUAUUAAGGACUUACUCCAGCGGUUUCUUGUUUACAAUAUUACUGCAAGCAAACGGAACAAGAGUUCUUCCUCAUACAGAUGUAUGAGGGCGUCUUUAGAGAAAUCGGUAUGCUGCUUGUAGGAAACAAACAGCCUACGAAAGU
Molecule: messenger RNA, 2371 nt
Organism: Chara braunii
Lineage: Eukaryota; Viridiplantae; Streptophyta; Charophyceae; Charales; Characeae
Source: the annotation of a GenBank genome assembly